AUGCUUGCUCUUCAUACACUCAUGGCUGCUAUUACCUCGCCUGAUGAGUUCAAAGUCGAAGAUCACGGCCAGCCCCCCAAAUGGCAAUGCGGAGAUUUCGACGUAGUACAAAAAAUGAUGGGUCAAGUUGAUGUAGAUUUAAACUCUCUUUUCAGCAAGCUCUCAUCGACUUCUAAUCCAAGUUCAAGUUAUAGCGCGAAGGGUAUCAUGUGCCACGACUGUGGGAUGCCUUCCCCUGCCAAGAAAGCAGAAAGUGAGAAAGCGCAAGAGAAAGCGCAAAUUCCCGAUUCAUCUCUAAUCUGGAUUACGGACACUGGAAACGUUAAGACGCCAUACCAAAGCGAUCCAUGUAUUGUCUUUUUGAAUGAGAUUUGCUUACCACAAACCAGAAGCCUCCGAGGAAUCUGGCCGGGGAAUAUUGUGCACGAAAACAAGAGUAAGGUGCCUAGGAUGCCUAGGAAACAGAAUGCAAAAAUAGGCUCGAUCGAAAUUUCUGGGCUCAAGUGGGAAAAGAACGUCAUCAAGGUUGUUCUUCCAUCCCAUCCAAUUAUCUCACACAUCGCAAAGCUUGGAGUUUUGCUAUAA
Lindgomyces ingoldianus is the source of this 585-nucleotide messenger RNA. RefSeq lists its product as uncharacterized. The transcript is spliced from 5 exons. The record is from RefSeq and is a predicted model, not a curated record. NCBI's taxonomy places the organism in Eukaryota, Fungi, Ascomycota, Dothideomycetes, Pleosporales, Lindgomycetaceae. Bases 1 to 585 code for a protein of 194 amino acids.